Molecule: messenger RNA, 2657 nt
Organism: Erinaceus europaeus (western European hedgehog)
Lineage: Eukaryota; Metazoa; Chordata; Mammalia; Eulipotyphla; Erinaceidae
Gene: CPSF4L
Product: cleavage and polyadenylation specific factor 4 like
Exons: 7
Coding region: 629-1246 (205 amino acids)
Cellular component (GO): mRNA cleavage and polyadenylation specificity factor complex
Molecular function (GO): metal ion binding; RNA binding
Source: RefSeq, a predicted model, not a curated record
UUUUCUCUCCUUCUCUAUCUCCCUCUCCCCUCUCAAUUUCUCUCUGUCCUAUGGGGAGGGGAGGGGAAAGGAAACGGUCAAUCAUAGUCAGUCUCACUCCAGCCCUCUGGGGACCAGUGGUGCCUCUUAGGUCCUGUGUCCUGUCACCCUGCCUUGAAGAAACAAAAUUCUUGGGAAAGUACAGACCCAGGCAAGCUGCUGGGCAGAGUAGAAAGACAGGAAGGACAGCAACGCCCCCUGAUAAACAACUAUCUGGGUAGGCAGUGCAAGGGCCCACCCUGCUCCGGACAGGGUGUCCUUCCUGUAGGUGCCACUGCCGCUUUAAAGAUGAAGAAUUUCUUGGCCUUUUCCUUUGAAACUACAAAGCUGGCUCUCACCCUGCUAGUCUCCAGAAGCAGGAAGCCUGACACUUGUUUUCCUUUAGACAUAAAUGAACAUGGCCUUGGUGAGCGCAAACGUGUCCCCAGGGCCAGGCUGAGUGGUGGGGGAGUCCUGGGCGGGGAGAUCCCACUCUGCACCUAUGAGAGGGGGUAUAAGGCAUGGUGGGCAUGGCCCUGACAGCUUUGGGGUUCCUGGAGGCUGAGAAUGGCGAGAGCAACGUGUGUGUGUCUGGGCCCAGGAGGUAGGCAUGUGGAUUUCUCCCAGCGGGGGUGUUCUGCUGUCCCCAGGGAAGCUGUGCCCCUUCCGGCAUGACCGUGGGGAGAAGAUGGUGGUGUGUAAGCACUGGCUGCGGGGGCUUUGCAAGAAGGGUGACGGGUGCAAGUUCCUGCACCAGUAUGACGUGACCAGGAUGCCAGAGUGCUACUUCUACUCCAAAUUUGGUGACUGCAACAAUAAGGAGUGUCCCUUUCUUCAUACGGACCCUGCUUCUAAGACCAGAACUUGCCUUUGGUAUGACCAAGGUUUCUGCAAGGACGGGCCCCUGUGUAAAUACCCCCACGUCCGCAAGAAGAUGUGUAUUAACUACUUAGCCGGCUUCUGCUCUGAGGGACCCAAGUGCCAAUUUGCACAUCCCAAGAUGGACAUUUUCUUCAAGCCAAGAUCCACAAAGCUUGUCAACUGGCCACAGGGCCGUGCGCCUCCAGCUCCUGCCUGGGAACCUUGGAAGCCCUCUCCCCUGUCAGAGCACCUGUUUCCCCACUUUCAAACAAAGCCAGAGGACCGCCUGGGACUCAGAGCACCAGAGCGGCACUGGUGUACUACUGGGGAGUGUCCAGGUGACACCCAGGCUACUCUUUGUCCUUGAGGAGAUUUCCAAGGAAGUUCUGUUAACAGAGGCUGGAAAGACUCACAGGCAUGUCUGGACGCCCUACAUAUGGUCCAUGGUGCUACCAAGCUGAUCCUGAGAUACUGAAAGGCUGACUUUGUUGGGGAACGUAUUUUCCCCUAACAUAAAUGAAGACAGCCAGCUGUUCAAGAUGAAAAGUGUUACCAGUGAGUGGAGCACUACGCUGUGGGAACCCGCGACAGACAGUGCAAACAGCCCCACCCCCCAUGUAUACAUCACCGGAAUUACUUUCAAUUCUGCUCUGCCUCCAUUCCCCAUCUCCAGCCCAUAGAGACAAGCACACAUUUCCUUGUAAAAAGCCAGACAGUACUUUCAGCUUUACAGGUUACUAUGACUUGGGUUGCAUCGACUCCUUAAGUUGGCCUCUAAAGGUCGACCAAGUUUGAACUGCCUAGUAUUGCGCUAGUAUGGCGCCGGGGAAGGGGAUGGCCAGAAAACAGGUGAACUGGGUUGAACUGAACUCCCAACAGGUCAAGUCAGCCAGAGAGGCUCAGAUGCCCACCCCUUUCCCUGGUUUCCUUUGUUACAGUGGAGAAUAGCUGGGACUCACGGUUAUCGUUGCAGCAAUUCAGGCCCUAGAAAAGGGGCAGAAGUUAUGGGAGACCUGAGUGGCCUUUGAUUCCUAACUCCCGGCUUUCCCAUCCUUCACCACAUCCAUCAGGACAAAAAGCAGACAAGCAGAGACUUGAUAUGGGUUAACAGGCUCCAGCCUCUAAUUGUAGGGUCCAACGGCAAUUAGAGCAGAUUUCCUUUCAUGCAAAAGCUGAUGUGACAGUUUGGCUUUCUGUGACAUCAAGCAGCAGACCCUUGUUUCCUUACUGUCACAGCCCUGUGAAAUCAGUCACGGACAGGUCCAACCAGGGCUGUGUGCCAAAGCAACUUUAUAUUUAUGUAAUUAUGUAGUAGGAUAGACCUGAGAACUGGAGGACAUUGAGAGGUCUUUUUUUUUUUUUUUGCCUCCAGGGUUAUUGCUGAGGCUCGGAGUCUGCACUAUGAAUCCACUGCUCCUGACGGCCAUCUUUUUCCCAUUGUUGUUGCUGCUGUUGAAUAGGACUGAGAGAAAUAGAGAGUGGAGUGGAAGACAGAGAAGGGAGAAAACUAUAAGACACCUUCAGAUCUGCUUCACCGCUUGUGAAGCGACCCCCCUGCAGGUGGGGGGCUGGGGGAUUGAACCAGGAUCCUUGUGCUUUGCACUAUGUGCACUUAAUCCAGUAUACUACAGCUCGGCCCCUGAGAGGUCAUUCCUAUCCACUCUCAAGCCUCAAGUCCCUCAAUUAAAGACAAGUGAGAAUUCGUGCCUCCACCCCGCCCAAACCUCCCACCCCGUCACAAUGUAUUGACUUAGGAGAACUAGAGCAUCCCUCUGGUA